AUGCCAAUGCGGCUGCGGCUGGCGCUGCACGGGCGGGCACACGCGAAGGUGUUCCACCUGGUCGCUGUCGACGGGCGGGCGCGGCGGGACGCGCGGCCCGCGGAGCUGCUGGGCGUGUACAACCCGCAUGUCCAGCCGGGCCAGAAAAACAAGACCGUCCAGUGGAGCGUGGAUAGGAUAAGGUAUUGGCUGCAUGUGGGCGCGGUGCCGAGCGGGGCGGCGGUGAGGCUGCUUGAGCUGGGGAAUAUUUUGAAGCCGGGGUCGGUGUACCACCCGCGCGAGGGCCAGAAGCAAAAGUCGCAAAAGCAAAAGUUGCAGCCCCCACAGACACUAGCGGACAUCCGCGAAAAGCUCGCUAACCAGCCAUAA
Molecule: messenger RNA, 369 nt
Organism: Mycena indigotica
Lineage: Eukaryota; Fungi; Basidiomycota; Agaricomycetes; Agaricales; Mycenaceae
Product: Ribosomal protein
Exons: 2
Coding region: 1-369 (122 amino acids)
Biological process (GO): mitochondrial translation
Cellular component (GO): ribosome; mitochondrial small ribosomal subunit
Molecular function (GO): structural constituent of ribosome
Source: RefSeq, a predicted model, not a curated record